AUGAGGAGAGUUCGCCAGGAUGCCGCUCGUCGACACCUUGGCAGUCGUCUCUGGGUUUCGACAGGGCAGAUCGAUGCCCACAUGCAUAUAGGCCCGAGUGCGUCCAAUGGCCUUAACGCACGCAUGGAGUCCAAGUAUGCAGAAAACCUUCGGAACGCAACUCGGUCGUCAAGGACUCAAGACAUUAGGAGAUUAACGGCUAGUGCCAUUGUCCUCAGCCUCAAGCCGAAUUCAAGCUCCAGUAGCCAGUGCGAUUUCCGAAGCCUCUCACCUCAGGCCUUAGGGCCGGGACCAGGCCAGCUGCAGCAAAAAGAAGUUCCAAGCACGAUUGGUCAGGGAUGGUGCACUGGUGUGUCUGCAGGGAAUCAAGUACAUGCGUUACCAAGAGCAAGACAACAGGAAAUUCUCUCUUACGCAACUGAGACUGGCCUAUGCAUAGAGAUCAGGGAAUUGGGGCGUUGUCUGCAGGCGGGCACCUAG
Lasiosphaeria miniovina is the source of this 480-nucleotide messenger RNA. RefSeq lists its product as uncharacterized. The transcript is spliced from 7 exons. NCBI's taxonomy places the organism in Eukaryota, Fungi, Ascomycota, Sordariomycetes, Sordariales, Lasiosphaeriaceae. The record is from RefSeq and is a predicted model, not a curated record. Bases 1 to 480 code for a protein of 159 amino acids.